Penicillium brasilianum is the source of this 672-nucleotide messenger RNA. Lineage: Eukaryota; Fungi; Ascomycota; Eurotiomycetes; Eurotiales; Aspergillaceae. The record is from the annotation of a GenBank genome assembly.
AUGGACGUCCCUCAGUCCAACUCGAACGCGUCUCAGACUUCAGCGUCUGAGCUCCCAUCUUCGGGGUUCUCGUCAGUUGAGCCCGAACCUCUGGAUCCUUUCGCACAAUCGGCGAAGGAUUUGACGCAGCAGCCUUUCAAAACGCUUCAAAGCUUUCGAAAGGCCUUAGAACGUCGCCAUCAAGAGCUUCUAAACAACCAAACUCGGGAUCACUGGGGUCCGGUUUCGACGAAUGCAGGGCCGAGUUUUGUGGUUGAAGUAGGAUUAUCAAAGUCUGCACAACAUCUUGCGCUUGCUACGCAUGGUUGGCUCGAAACUCCCUCCUCAUCGGUGCACCUUGCGAUCACAAUCAACAUUGCACGCGAGAACCCUGAGAUUGUGCUGCACCGUUGGGAACUUACUCCCCGAAGAUAUGGUGUGCGUACAAGGUCCUCGCCUCCUUCCGCGUGUCGUACCGCAUCAAUCAGAGUAUCUCGAACGAAUAACGCAACAUCUGUCGCCGGAGAGAUCUACGUGAACGGCACAGCUACGUCUACUCGACAGCUUGAUCUACCCUUUGCCAAGAUUACUGGUCGCAAUCCUCAGCAGCCCUUGGAGAGGGACUUAAUGAUAUCCGAGCAAGCGCUGCAAAACUUUGCCGAGGGUAUAUGGCGUCGACAGGGACUUCUAUAA